UUCAAAAUAUCGCGUUCCAUUGCAUGUCGAGGACUCAUACUACUGUGGUCUUUGCUUCGUCAUUCUUUUCGAGUCGAUCCUUCUUCGUGUUUAUGUUCAUCGCGAAGAGCUUAGUUGUGUUCAGUACUAAUUCUAGUGUCUGUAGACGCGUCGAGAUCAAGCAUUGUUAAUUGCACCAAUUGUUAGCGAAAUAUUUACCGUAUAAUUUAGCUUGAAUGUUUGUUAGCAGAAAAUACCGACUAAGAUUGCUUCUUGUUCGAGUUUGCUUGGACAGUGUUGUUAUUGAACUGCCAUGCUCGUGUACAUUUCAUGGAUUUCUAGUUUAACCCACUGAUUGGAGGAGAGGAUGAAGUUGAAAACGAACGCAGUCCUGGUGAGCCUGGGAGUGUUUCUGCACGUGACCUGCCUGGUAUCUAUAUUUGACAUGUACUUCCGAUCGCCUAUUGUUCAUGGUAUGCAGCAGCAUGCCAUGCCUAAAGAUCCACCGGCCAAGCGCCUGGUGCUAUUUGUUGGAGAUGGUGUCAGAGCCCAUUCGUUCUUUGAGAAUGAGGUCGGCGGCAAGAGCCGUGUGCCGUUCCUGAACGGCAUCAUGGAGCGGCGCGGAAGCUGGGGCAUCAGUCAUACGCGCGUGCCAACAGAGUCGAGGCCGUGCCACGUAGCCAUCAUAGCCGGUUUCUACGAGGACGUGAGUGCAGUGACGAGAGGAUGGAAAGAAAAUCCUGUGAAGUUCGACUCUGUCUUCAACCAGUCGACACACACCUGGAGCUGGGGCAGUCCUGACAUCCUGCCAAUGUUUGAGAAAGGAGCUGUGAAGGACCGAGUGUCGGCGUUCAUGUACCCACCGGAACUUGAGGAUUUUGGUGAUGAAGAUGCGUCUCACCUAGACCGAUGGGUUUUUGAUCGAGUAAUUGCUUUCCUCAAUCAUGACCGACUAAGCAAGGACGAUGCAGAACUUCUGCAGAAGCCUGGAAUAGUGCUCUUCCUGCAUCUUCUAGGCACGGACACAAAUGGACACGCGCAUCGCCCGGCAUCCUGGCAAUACAAACAGAACAUAGCACUAGUGGACGAAGGAAUUCGCAACAUUACCGAACACAUCGAGGCGUUCUUUCAGCACGACGGGCGCACGGCAUAUGUGUUCACGUCAGAUCACGGCAUGACGGACUGGGGCGUGCAUGGCUCCGGUUUGGCUCAUGAAACACUAACACCGCUGGUUGCCUGGGGUGCGGGUGUAGCUGGCCCUCGCCGUCACUCCCAAUCCGACGGUGAAUCAGAGCCAGCUAAUAGCUGGGGCAUGGGAGACUUAGUCAGCCAUGAUGUGGAGCAAGCCGACAUUGCACCUCUCAUGUCAAGCCUCCUUGGCAUUCACAUCCCAGCUAACAAUGUUGGAAAGCUGCCUGUCAGCUACCUUGCUACAUCCAGUGAAUACACCGCUAAGAGUAAGCUAGUCAAUGCCAAGCAGCUUCUGGAGCAGUUUGACGUAAUGGCAGCUACGAAGCAGGCCAACACGCCCGAGUUUCUGUUUGUCUCGUUUCCUGAUCUUCUGCCGAGCAAGCGAAGUGAUGUAUUCCGUCAGAUUGACCAGCUCCUUCGUCAAGGCAGGUCAACUGAUGCCAUACAUCUAAUGGAGGACCUCAUAGAGCUGACAUUGAAAGGCUUACGCUACUAUCAGACCUAUGACCGUUUCUUCAUUGGUGGUGCAGUGGCUCUGGGCAUGAUGGGUGGCAUGCUGUGCAUCGUGACGGAAGUACUUGCAACGUCCUACAGCAUGGUACCUGUCCGGCCGGUACCUACAUGGCUGAAAGCGUUUGUGUCGGUUGUGUUUUCCGCCACGUCUCUGCUGCUCUUUAUGCAGUGUGCUCCGCUCCAAUACUACGUCUAUGGCUCUCUGCCACUCGGCUGCAUCGUUGUCUUGAGCCAGCGCGCCUCGGUGUGGGAACGUGCAGUGUCUGGUGUCAGUGGACUUCGAUCUCUUGCCAGGCAGCUUUGCUUUCUGCUCAUGGUGUUGGGUGGUCUGGAAAUUCUUGUCUGGAGUUUCUUCUGGCGCUGGUCACUGUCAGUCGGCCUUGUUCUGAUCAGUGGUUGGCCCUGGUUUUCUCCCAGAUGCCGAGUGCAUUGGGUAAUCUGCACAACAUGGACACUAGGUUGCCUCCUGCUGAGUGUUUUCCCUACGUUGCCUGUUGUGGGUGGUGAGCCUCAGAUUGCUCUGGUCAACGUGGCAGUAUGUAUUGUUGCGCUUGCCUAUCCGGCCGCCACUUUCUUUCUAGAUAGGGCUUUGACCAUGGAAAGGCGAGAGAGAAUGUUGUCUUGUCUGCAGUACGGUCUCUUUCUUGUCGCCGGGUAUGUUGUGAACGCUGUUGCACAGCGGAAGAGGUCAGGUCUGCCAUUGGCGUGGCAGCAGAUGUGCAGCUGGUGUUUGCUGAUCGUUUCUCCGUGUCUGCCCAUCCUAGGUACCCGAAGGAUUGGGAUGCGACUGGUACGCAUUGCGAUGGCGAUCAGCACCGUCUACCUGCUGAUGUCGAUUUCGUACGAGUCGCUAUUCAUGGUCACGCUGUGCGUGGUCGUCUUCUCUUGGUUGAGUUUGGAAGCACUCGAGCGGCACAGUGCUCAAGUUUGUUUUGCCUAUGUCAACCAGCACGAGAUAGACAAGGGCAUGGCGAAAUCACUGUCCAAUGAGGCAGUAGGAGGUAUGCAGAGCAGGUCACAUUCAAUCCGGGUUCCAGCUUCAGAUAGAUCCACCAAGAACGACAGCACUACUAAUGCUAUUGGGUGGCCUGAGGUCCGAUCGGCAUAUCUGCUCGUGUUCUUUUCCACAGUGGCCUUCUUCGGCACAGGGAACAUUGCCAGUUUGAAUUCGUUUACUGUGGCCUCCAUCACGACGUUUCUCACAGUAUUCUCACCCACACUGAUGAUGAUGCUACUGAUUUCUAAGAUUGCCAUUCCACUUUUGAUUGUAGCUUGUGUCUUCAAUGCAGUGCGAGAUGUUUGCCGUGCACCUGUGCGAGAGUUCUUUGCGCUGUCCCUGGUAAUGAGCGACUUCCUGGCACUGCACUUUUUCUUCAUGGUUCGGGACUCUGGCAGCUGGCUGGAUAUUGGCACCAGCAUCAGCCAUUUUGCCUUGGCCACCAUUAUGGCUGGUGCCUUGCUAGUGAUUUGCACCCUGGCGCACGAGUUUAUGGCUGUGCGCGCUGUAAUCGGCUCAGACAAGUCUCACGAAGACUAGGCUAUUGUAUUCUAGGUGCUUUUUUUUCUUUUUCUUCAUUACGUUUUUACUCUCUUUAAAAUUUAAAUUAAUGUCAUUAAGACUCAUUAUAUCCUGGCUCGAUGUUCUUAUUAAUUCUAGCUGUGCUGUGUUUGUACAUUUUAUAGAUGACUUAUGACCCUGGCGGUUACCUUAGUAGGCACUAGAUCCAAUGCAGGGAGUUGUAUAGGUCUAUACAACUCUCUGAUCCCACGUGACUGGCAGACAUCACCCCAAUUUUUUUGAAUUCUGCUUUAAUAUUCCUUGAGGUUUGGAAGGCUAUUAAUUUUCGGGCUACAUGUAUGUCUCUGUUCAGUGCUUUGCACACACCCACCAGCUAUUACAUGUCCUCCCUUAUUUUCACCCUGCAGAUUAUUUAAAUCUUAUCCGAUCUUCACUGACCGAGUUCACAGUUAUAGCAUUCUUAUGUAAUUUGGCUUGAGAACCCGA
Molecule: messenger RNA, 3688 nt
Organism: Sycon ciliatum
Lineage: Eukaryota; Metazoa; Porifera; Calcarea; Leucosolenida; Sycettidae
Product: GPI ethanolamine phosphate transferase 1-like
Exons: 1
Coding region: 347-3220 (957 amino acids)
Biological process (GO): GPI anchor biosynthetic process
Cellular component (GO): endoplasmic reticulum membrane
Molecular function (GO): mannose-ethanolamine phosphotransferase activity
Source: RefSeq, a predicted model, not a curated record